Messenger RNA from Naegleria fowleri, 723 nucleotides. RefSeq lists its product as uncharacterized. Bases 1 to 723 code for a protein of 240 amino acids. Lineage: Eukaryota; Heterolobosea; Eutetramitea; Acrasida; Naegleriidae. The record is from RefSeq and is a predicted model, not a curated record. The transcript has a single exon.
AUGGCCAAGUGGCAGCACGGUCAGAAUCAUUCAUCAUUGAAGGAUGAACCAAACAGUCACAACCGUUCCACCCACCAUGGAGUCACGGAGGAGGAAACAAAACCUCCACUUCCUUCCUUUACAUUACUUCCAAGUGGUCGACCAUCCUCUUCUUCUUCUCCUCACACCACCAUCAACCACCUCCUUCCAAAUCAAAACUCGACGAAUCUCAUCACCACCACCACAUUGAAUGCUAUCAACUUAUCCACCACCACCUCUUCCACUAGAAGUACUUUGGAGACAAGUAAUUUGGAAGAAGGGAACAACAACCACUCUCUGACAUCUACUGAAGACACUUUAUCACUCAAUCCUCACACCAUGUCCAUUUUAGUGCAUCAUUCUCAAGUGAAAUCCUUCUUAAUUGGUAAAGAAAUGUUAAGAGCUCCACAUGAAUUUCAAAUUCAAUUUGUUCAUCAACUCAAUCAAGAUAUUUCCUUUAAGGAACUCAUUCAACGUGCCAGUUAUUUAUCAGAGUAUUUUCUAGUGAUGAAUUUUGAUCUUCCGUAUUUAACACACAGUUUUCAUGAUGCGUUACUGACCGCCCAAACCACCACCACCACCACCACCACAACAACAACAACAACCAAUCCUCUUUGGAGAUCUAUACUUCCAUUUUUGAGAGUGUACAUUUUGUUAAAAGUUGUGAAUGCAACCAAAGAUAUUGUUGUGUCUUUGUAUCUAUAA